This is a messenger RNA of Vicia faba (fava bean), 258 nucleotides long. The record is from the annotation of a GenBank genome assembly. NCBI's taxonomy places the organism in Eukaryota, Viridiplantae, Streptophyta, Magnoliopsida, Fabales, Fabaceae.
AUGUUGAAAGUGAAUUUGGGAACUUUUGAUGAAUUGAAUAUUCUUAAUGACAAGUUUGAUGAAGGAGGGACCAUUGGUGUUAAAGAUGCAGUUGACCAAGAAGAUGCAUGUGAGGGUGUUAAUUUGGAGGGGACCACUGAGGACAUUGACAAAAAAUAUUCAAGUGAGGAUGUUAUUUUGGAUGGGACCACGGAGGUUAAGGAUGCAAUAGUAGAUAUUACUACUGUGGGGACCACUUAUUAUAUUGUAAGUGUUUAA